UUUCCCUAAUUUUGACAUUUCUGCUAAAACAAACGCAUUCCAAAUAAACUAAAAACGUCGUGUAAGUUGCAAAUUGAUCUUUUACUUUGUUGGUACAACUAUCUGAGUUCGCAUUCGUUGUGAGCGAGGGAGCGAAAAUGGCGGCGGAAUCAAACAAUCUCGAAGAAACACUGAGGCCCUUUUACCAAAGAGCUUCUGAAGCAGAGGAUCGCCUGGCAAGACUUGAAGCUUCUCUGGCCAGAAACCAAGGAUCUGGAAACGACGAACAACUUAAGUUAGUAGGCGACCUCCAAUCGCAGCUCGAGAGUGCAAAGGCCGAGCAGCUUGCGGAAAGGGAAAAGGCUACGAAGGAGUUGCAGAGGCUUGCUACUGAAAAUGCAAAGCUAGAAUACCGGAUUAUACAUCUUGUUCGAGCAUUGAAGGAGGCUGGUAGCAAACCGGUAGCUAAGUAAGAGACUCAUUGCGGUUGUUUGCUUGAUGCCGAGUCCAAGUCAGGAGUGAACAGCUAGAUUGCAAGUAUUGAGUUUAUCUGGAACAUCGGCUUUGCAGAGUCUCAUGGCUUAACGUGUUAAGUAACCUGGGAAACUAAAUUAGAUUGCCUAUAAUUGCUCUAGCUUCCCUCAAAGAGAUGUUUUAUCUGAUCAUGAGCAGAUUGAUAUUUUGCUUUCUAUAGUAAAGAAAUCAAAAUGCAUGUUUUGCUUUCA
Messenger RNA from Salvia splendens (bonfire salvia), 704 nucleotides. Its product is annotated as threonine-tRNA ligase 2. Bases 138 to 452 code for a protein of 104 amino acids. The record is from RefSeq and is a predicted model, not a curated record. Lineage: Eukaryota; Viridiplantae; Streptophyta; Magnoliopsida; Lamiales; Lamiaceae. The transcript is spliced from 5 exons.